AUGGGUAAACUCAAGAAGAGAUCAAGAUCAUCAAGACAUCGUGUCAAUCCUCUUUCAAAUCAAAGCAAAGAUGAAAGACUAGAUGCUUCCUUAAGAGAAAGUAAAAUUUUACCAAUCAUUGCAAAGUUGAAAUCUGUUGUACCAAACGAUAAAUCUAUGGCUUUGGGUACAAUCUCUGUUAUGUGUGAAGAUUACAAGCUCAGAAAUAUGUUGUUGAAAGAGAAGCUAUUACAGCUUGUCAUGGAACAAUGUUUGAAUGAUGAAAAUAGUGAAAUCAUUGUGGAAUCAUUUGGUUUAUUAAGAAAUUUAGUUAUUGAAGAAGGUUAUGAUGUUGCAAUGUAUUUAUGGAGACAAAAUAUUUGGGUUACUAUUGAAUCGAAUUUUGAAAAGGCCAAAGUUUCAUUUGAUGCUAUUCAAAAAGAUGGACAAAAAUUCAAUAAGAACGAAUCAAGAUUAUUGUUUGAUUAUAUUGAAAACUUGAUCUCUUUGAUUGUUGGUCUAGGAAAUGCAUCUGAUGAUAUUUUUGAACAAAUAUCAAAUAAAGUGGACCCUUUGAUUAAUUUCAUCAAAGAAAUUUUGACAUUUGGAGUUGAUUUAGAGUCAAAAAGCCUAAAGACUUCAGUUUCUUUAUUCAACUCAAUUCUGGAUUUGAUUUAUGAUUUCAGUUCGCAGUCAAUUGAUUUCAUAAAUGGAUUGAAUCAAACAUGGAAUAUAGAUAUUGAGUUACUAGAAAGAUUCUUGAAAGAUGCCAACUUGAAUAAAUUACCAGGUGUUUAUAUUCAAGGUAUUAAGUUACAAAUCCUGGAAGCGUCAGAAUCAACAACCAAUAAAGAUGACGUCGUUGCAGAAAUCAUCAAUAAGAUAAUAUCAGAAGUACAAGAUAUCAAUAUAGAGAAUGCUAGAAAUACUCUUAUUGAAAAGGUGGAUAACACUCAAAACGUCGUCGUUGCAGAUGAUACCAAGAAACGCGCCACAGCAAAAGCUGAACUUCAAGCUAUUGCAUUAGCGAUUGAGUUAAUCACAGCUGCAAUUGAAAUCAUUGCAGUUACCAAAAUGGCGAACGAUGAUAUUGAUCCUGACACACAAAAUGAUGCUCUAUUGGACUGUCUACUUAAUAGAGUACCAGAAGUUUUGAUACAUUUAUUGAAAUAUGAUGAAUUUAGAACCACAAGCUUAACUGCCUUAAACAACUUGAGUUGGUUGUUUGCCACGCUAAGAGUUGCAUUAGAUGAUUGGGCUUUAGUAGCCAAAAACCUAUGGGGUGUUGUUACAGAAAACUUGGGAUCUGACAUUGAAAAUAAAAUAAGUUCUUUUGGUAUCUUAUGGGCCAUAAUAUCUGUUGUUCAUGAACAAAUCAACAUUGAUGACAACUUUGCCAAAUCAGUAUUUACAGAAUUCCAAAACACAUUAAAGGAUACAACUAUAGAUAAUGAUUUGAAAGAGGAAUAUUUGGUGAGAUUGGUUGGCUUCUUGGGUACUUUAGCACAAUUCCAAGGUAAUAUUGAACGUAAUGCUGAAAUUUCACAAUUUUUAUUCCAAGUUUUGAACUCAUUACCAAAUCUCCCAUCAAAAGUUGCCAUUGAAAUUUUAGAUUCUAUUUAUGAAAUUUAUGGCGAUGCGGAAUAUGAUUAUGAUGAACCAGUUUUUGUGCAAAGAAACUAUUUAAAUUCUUUGCAACAACUUACACCAAAGAUCAAGCAUGCUGUCAAAUUGGUUGACAAGAAUGUUGACCCUGAAUUAAAAGCCAAAGGUGAAGACGUUUUUGUUAAUUUAAGUAGAUUUAUUGAUUACAAAAAGAAAGAAAGAAGUUAA
Hansenula anomala is the source of this 1812-nucleotide messenger RNA. RefSeq names its product Syo1p (gene SYO1). The record is from RefSeq and is a predicted model, not a curated record. Bases 1 to 1812 code for a protein of 603 amino acids. The transcript has a single exon. Gene Ontology annotation, biological process: protein import into nucleus; ribosomal large subunit biogenesis. NCBI's taxonomy places the organism in Eukaryota, Fungi, Ascomycota, Saccharomycetes, Phaffomycetales, Wickerhamomycetaceae.